Fusarium vanettenii 77-13-4 is the source of this 1470-nucleotide messenger RNA. RefSeq lists its product as uncharacterized. Lineage: Eukaryota; Fungi; Ascomycota; Sordariomycetes; Hypocreales; Nectriaceae. Gene Ontology annotation, molecular function: oxidoreductase activity. The transcript has 3 exons. Gene Ontology annotation, cellular component: cytoplasm. The coding region runs from base 1 to 1470 and encodes 489 amino acids. The record is from RefSeq and is a predicted model, not a curated record.
AUGGGCGCCAUCAUCUCCUCGAUCCAGUCAACUGUCUCAACCGUAUCAUCGGUUCUGAAAACCUUCUCAGCUCUACAUACUCAAUUCUCAUCCCUCCUUGUUCGGGCUUCAUCCCCACCUAGCCUACCCGUCCCCGCACCAACCCGCUCAUACUGGCUUGACGACCCGCCGUUUCCUAAGCUACGCGGCAUUCAAACGGUGGCCAAGUCACUUCUGGAGUUGUCUGGAGAGCUGAGGGUUGUUGUAUGCGACGCUAGGGAGCUGUGUAGUGGUGCCACGGGUAGGAAUGGCGGACACAUCAAGUCCACGCCGUACGAGGUUCUUGCAAUGUUCCGCGCCAAGAUGGGACCAGAGAAGGCGACCAAGCUGGCGAGAUUUCAGAGGAGUCAUCUGGAGAUCUUGAAACAGGUUGGAGAGAGGGUGCCGCAGGGUGAGGUGAGAGAAGUGCAGACGGUGGAUCUGUUUACUGAGAAGGAUGAUUUCGAAAAGGCGCAACGAGAGGUUGAGGAGAUGAAGGUUUGGAUGCCAGAGGAAAAGGCCUUUGUCUUGGAGGCGGAUGAGGUUAGAAAAGAGUUUGGCGUCAACGAGCUUAUUGUAGGGGGUAUAUCCUACUCAGCUGGCGCUCUCUGGCCAUAUCGUCUUGUUACUGGUGUGUGGAAUGAUCUGCUCGAUCGAUUUUCCACUCUGAGCAUUCACACCAACACACCCGUCGAGAGUGUCUCGCAAGAAUUAGGAUCGUCACCGUACGCUUACACGGUCAAGACACCUCACGGAACACUCAAGACACGACAUGUGAUCCAUGCAACCAACGCAUACGCUCCUCAUCUCGUUCAAUCGCUUCGCGGGAGUCUCACCGGCGCCUUGGCACACAUGUCUGCUCAGCGCCCAGGAGCAUCAUUCCCAUCGUCGCACGGAGGACGGUCGUGGUCUAUUGUCUACAACCCGGGUUUUGACUAUGUGACGCAGAGACCGGAUAAUUCAGAUGGCACACCGGGGGAUUUGAUGAUUGGAGGGGGGUUCUUUAGGAGCCGUCAGCAGGGAUUGGAUCAAGUUGGAGUUUGGGAUGAUAGCCAGGUGCAUGCCCUCCCGCUGACGCACAUCCGGGGUGUUAUGCCAGCUAUAUUUGAGCCUCAAUGGGGCGGAAAAAGCAAACUUGUCAAGGCUUGGACGGGUAUUUUGGGCUUUACAGGAGAUCUGAUGCCCCUAGUCGGCCGAGUUCGUCCUUCAAAGGACAAGAACUCGGGAGAAUGGGUUGCCGCUGGCUUCAAUGGCGAGGGCAUGGUUUGGGCUUGGCUAAGCGGAACAGCUCUGGCGAUUAUGGUUCUUGGCAUGGAGGAGGAAAAUCUGGAGGAGGGUAUUGGAAGACCUGGGGGAAAGUUGGAUGAGUGGUUUCCGAGGGAGAUUUUGGGUGUUGAUGGGGGGAGGUUGAGGAGGGCGGAUGUCGCGAACCUGGCCGACUUUGUCAGUUAA